Spodoptera littoralis (African cotton leafworm) is the source of this 372-nucleotide messenger RNA. The record is from the annotation of a GenBank genome assembly. NCBI's taxonomy places the organism in Eukaryota, Metazoa, Arthropoda, Insecta, Lepidoptera, Noctuidae.
AUGUCGCUUAACCGUGAGUCCUUUAACAUCAAAGCUUACUACCGCAGAACCGUAGAGAAAAACUUCCCUCCUCCAAGCUCCGAGUCGUCGUUAACAAUAAAAAAACUUAUAAGGGGCUUCUCAGUCGUGGCACCAGAAGUAGCAGUGCCAGGGAAAACAACAGCCAUCCUCGUCACUCUUCAUGGAAGAGCUGGAGACGAGACCUUGGAUCCUCUCAAUGUCACUGUUAGGCUUGAAACUCAAGAUGCCAAUAAUGAAGUGAAGCAACUGAUUGCUGCCAGUCAGAUGAUUAUGGCUGUUGAACUGCUGUUAAUAGCGGACACAUUCGGUCUUGUUUUGAAUACUGAAAAGUAUAGUAAACCGCACUCGUAA